UAAUGCCGGACACAGGCCGGAAGAUGAGCCAGAUCUUCCUCCCAUAGCACAUCUUCAUUGAAUGCGAUCUUUGAUGUAGCCACACUGACACUUGUUGUGGUUUCAUGUGUUCGUGUCGCUUUGUGCUGCUGUGUACAGAUUUCACGGCAGAUGAAGAAGCUACGACUGGUGACACAUUGAACCUGAGCGGUGCUGUUAAGUUGCAGUGAAGGUCAGUGGUGAAUAAGGAAGGACACUGUAAACCGAGAUAGCAGAGGGAGUGAGCCAGCAGUGUGACACCUCUCCCCUGGGCUGAAGGCGUCUACACAUUCCAUCUGAUCCGACUGUGCUGUCUGAUCGGCAGAAAUUACACUGUGAGAGACGAAGACGCUAAAGUUCUGUUUCCUCGCCUGUUGCUUGUCCUGCAGCUGCUGCUGACACAAACUUAGUCUAGGGAGAAAGUGCUCGGUGAUGGACUGCUGAGCAGCUACAUUGCUACAACGCGAGCUGUGAGCUGAUUGAUCAAAAGGACUGACAGACAUGGGAAAGCAGAACAGCAAGCUCCGUCCUGAGGUGAUGCAGGACCUGCUUGAGAGCACCGACUUCACCGAGCAUGAGAUCCAGGAGUGGUACAAGGGCUUCCUAAGGGACUGCCCCAGCGGGAACUUGUCCAUGGAGGAGUUCAAGAAGAUCUAUGGUAACUUCUUCCCCUAUGGAGACGCUUCAAAGUUCGCCGAGCAUGUGUUUCGCACAUUUGAUGCUAACGGUGAUGGGACAAUAGACUUCCGGGAGUUUAUCAUUGCACUAAGUGUGACAUCACGUGGCAAGCUGGAGCAGAAGCUGAAAUGGGCAUUCAGUAUGUAUGACCUGGACGGGAACGGGUACAUCAGUAAAGCUGAGAUGCUGGAGAUAGUACAGGCAAUCUAUAAGAUGGUUUCCUCAGUGAUGAAGAUGCCUGAGGAUGAGUCUACACCUGAGAAGAGGACAGAGAAGAUCUUCAGGCAGAUGGACACCAACAGGGAUGGUAAACUGUCUUUGGAGGAGUUCAUCAAAGGAGCUAAGAGCGACCCCUCCAUCGUCCGCCUGUUGCAGUGCGACCCCAGCAGUGCAGGACAGUUCUAAACCUGAGGCUCGGACAUAACCUGUGACUCUAAAUGCCCUUAACUCUCCACCAUGGAGCAGACUGAUGAUGAAGGAAGAUGAGCUGAUGAUGAUGAUGAUGAUGAUGAUGAUGAUGAUGACGAUGACGAUGAAGAGAGGCCAUCAAUUUGCACUGAGGACUUCAAAGACAGACACAGGAGCCACAUCCUACAGUUUUUUCACCUAAAGAUGUUUUUUUCUAAAACUUCCAAACUCCAACAAAAACCUGAAGACUUUCCCACAUCCUCAUCAGGUUUUCUAACCCCGUUGAUUGUAUUUGACCAGGAAUCCUCAGUUGUCCUUUAGGCAUGUCAGAGUGUGAAGAAGGUCUACAGUAGGUUGUAUAUAUACAGUAUAAACUGGAGUAUCUGUAUCAGUGUCUUUGCUUGGCUCUCUGUGCCCCCUGAGCUUCCAGCCAGGGUGACACAGAGCUUCCAUCACUCAAACAUGUAUCAUAGAUGGAUUGUGUGCAUGAGACAACAGACGAGGGAUGAUGGUGUUGAACAACAGCACGUAUCAUAGGUGAGAUCAUUGAAUCUACAGAGAGGACGGUUUGUCCUUCACUCAGAAUGAGUACUGCUUUUAGUUUCCUCUUUUCUACUGUGAGAAUGUGUACGCAUGUUUGAGUAUUUUUGCAAACUUGAUAGAUUUUGUUUCAUAUUUUGUUCUGGGACAACAAGAACAUGUUAUAUUAUGCUACUAUGCAUAAACAGUACACCCUAAUCAAAAGUCUGAUUUUGUGACCUGUCGCUGAUGUAAUGAAGGAUGAAAUCUAUCCCCAUCAUCUGUUCCAGUGGUUUUUCAUACCAGUUAGAAUUUGACAAAUUAUAGAGCUACAGUGUCACUGUGCUCUAUCUUCAGGUCAAAUAGAAAACUAGUUAUUAAAGUAUUAUGAGUAGUGUAGAUAUUUUAAAGUGUAACUACAUUUGUAAAGCAAAUUUACAUAGUCCAGAAUGCUUAGUUCAUAACAGAUGUUGUGAAAUAAUAAUUUUUAAAAAUCUGUCUGUGUAUUUAAGCUGUUGCAGGAUAUCAAGCAUGCAAACCACUUUCUUUAUUUUCGACAUGUACUAUGUGAAGAACAGACACACAUUUCUUUACAGUCACGUUCAGGUUUCUUUAAAUGCUGCAUGUUGAAUCAGUUGUUGGAACAGUUGGGUACAGCAGUGCAUAGACUAAAUAACAUAUGCAUGUGGCUCGUGCGCAUGUGUGUGUUUUUAAUGUGUGUUUAUGGUUAUCGGCGACUAUUCGUCCACCCAGCUCUGUACUCACUUCUGUAUGUUGGUAUUGUCAUUAGUACGACCAGUAGUCAGUGUUGUUGGUGCAUGGACUGCCAAAGAUGACACAUCUGAAGGUUCAUAACUUUAUGGAGGGAAACCAUGAGGACAAACGCCAUGCACACCAAACGACACAUAAUGACACAUGCUGUUCAGCCGAGAUGCUGGUUAUUCAGCAAAGAUAUAUUUUUUCUGUUGCAGUUGAGCUCAGUAAUUAUUUUUAAAAUUGCCCAAUUCUAAGUAUAUACUAUCAACUAAAUGGCAUCUACACAAUUUAUAGUAUUACAUCAAAUUAAUGGCAACUUAAGUGCUGGUGUCCCACUUAAUAAAACACUUACAACAAAUCAUUGAUUUUAGGUUUUCUCACUUCCUCACGCCGUCCUUCUUAGCUCAGCUGCAACUAGAAACAUAUACAAAGAGGAGGAAGCUCCCUUGCUCCCCCCUUAGAUACUUUUUGGAAUUUCAGCCAGGAGCCGGGAACGUACCUGAGCAAAGCUGUUUCAGUUUUUACAUUGGUUCCCGAUUAGAAAAGCUUUGAAUGUUUUAUUAAAUAACUGCUGUUUUUUUGUAAAGAAGAAAAAGAUGCAGACAAACACACGGAGAAUCACAACUACUGCAAUGACACUGUCACAAUGUGUUGCUUUUACUGUAUUUUUAUAAUUUAGUUCCUUUGUAAGCAGUGUCAGGUAAAACAUUUCUGUUAAAACACAAAAUAGCAUCUUGUGCCAAAUAAAAACAAAAAACAGUAUUGUAUAAAUUUAUACUGUACAAAUGUUAUCUGUUGAACAAAAUGUUUGUAAUUGUCGCAUUUUGUAGGUUUUGUAUGGUAUUCUGUAUUUUAGUGACUGCAGUUUUUUGGUAAAGGAUUCUGUUUUUUGUCAACUUUAAAAGGCUAGAAUUAAAUUUACAAAUUAUUGUGUGCAACCAUUCAAAUGAUGUUUGUUUAGUUGUGUAAUUGUGGUUUUCAUUUCUAGCAUGAUGAAUAAAUCAUGGCCAGUGUUAUUAUUCAGAUAUCA
Molecule: messenger RNA, 3409 nt
Organism: Hippoglossus stenolepis (Pacific halibut)
Lineage: Eukaryota; Metazoa; Chordata; Actinopteri; Pleuronectiformes; Pleuronectidae
Product: neurocalcin-delta A
Exons: 8
Coding region: 520-1101 (193 amino acids)
Biological process (GO): calcium-mediated signaling
Cellular component (GO): cytosol
Molecular function (GO): calcium ion binding; actin binding; tubulin binding
Source: RefSeq, a predicted model, not a curated record